Engraulis encrasicolus (European anchovy) is the source of this 630-nucleotide messenger RNA. Its product is annotated as tripartite motif-containing protein 16-like. The transcript is spliced from 2 exons. Gene Ontology annotation, molecular function: protein binding. The record is from RefSeq and is a predicted model, not a curated record. Lineage: Eukaryota; Metazoa; Chordata; Actinopteri; Clupeiformes; Engraulidae. Bases 1 to 591 code for a protein of 196 amino acids.
AUGUUUGCUGUCUUAGUGUCUGAUAGUCAGGCUCUUGCUGCUGAACCAGUGACCAGAGAGGACUUCUUAAAGUAUUCUUGCCACUUCACUCUGGAUCCAAACACAGCACACACAUACCUCCAUCUGUCUGAGGGGAACAGGAAGGUGGAGCUGAGACGUGAGGCCCAGUCAUAUCCUGAUCAUCCAGACAGAUUUCAUGGGUGGUGGCCUCAGGUGAUGUGUAGAGAGGGUGUGUCUACACGCUGCUACUGGGAGGUUGAGUGGAGUAGAGUUGUUGAAAUAGCAGUGUCAUAUAAAAGCAUCAGCAGGAAAGGAGGGAUGGAGUGUUGGUUUGGAGCUGAUGGUCAGUCCUGGAGUCUGCACCUCGACAGCUCCAGCUCCACUUUCUACCACAAUAAGGAAGAGACUGAACUCCCUAUAGUGGCCAGCUCCAGAAUAGGAGUGUAUGUGGAUCACAGGGCAGGAACUCUGGCCUUCUACAGCAUCUCUGGAGACACAAUGACCCUCCUGCACAGAGUCCACACCACAUUCACACACCAUCUCUACCCAGGAUUUUAUGUAUAUAGUGGAUCAUCAGUGAAGCUGUUGUGAGGCCCCUACAGUAAAUUCUGCUCCUGUGGGACCUCUGCA